AUGCUAAGACGCUUCAAAGCCAAGAUAAAACGAACUGCCUCACCGUCAAACUCGCCAUUGCCAAGCACAUCUGAAGACGCGGACGAGUUUCCGUCCUUGACGCUUCAAACUCCGCAUGAGGACAUCCCCGUCAAAGAAACACUCGGUCUACUACGUUUAUUCCCCCACAACAAUGACUGCGAGAGUGAGAAUGAGAAUGAGAGUCAGCCGGACAUGCCAGCGCCUCAGAGUUAUCCAGUGGAUAUAAUUGCAGUUCAUGGCCUCGGCGGGAAUGCCUACAAAACCUGGACUCAUAACCCAGAUAAAACGCUGUGGCUUCGUGACUUGCUACCCAAGUCCCUCCCCGGAUGUCGCGUUUACACCUACGGCUAUCCCUCCAGUGUAUUCUCUGAAUCGACUGCCAGAGUAAACGAGUUUGCACGAGUGCUUCUGGUCAAGAUACGAGAUCUCCGAGAGCGAGGGGACUCAAAUACGGCAUUGGUAUUAGCCCACCAAGAGGAAAAGUACUACGGAGAAGUGCUAAGUUGCGUCGCUGGCGUGGCCUUUCUUGGGACUCCUCAUAAAGGCAGUAGACUUGCCAGCUAUGGCACCAUCUUGGCCACAAUCACCAACGCCUUUACUACGACUACGACUGCUGGAUUGUCAUCUAAAGCCACCCGGGCCGAUCUUCUUGAUCAUCUCAGCCACCACUCCGACGAGCUUUACGAUCUCGUCAUGGCAGCUCGAAACCGCCUGCACAACCUCCAAGUAGUUUCCUUCCAUGAACUUAAUCCGAUGCCUCCUCCACUGUCGUCAAUAGUCGUUGACCGUACCUCUGCCACUCUGGGAAUUCCUAACGAGGAAGUAAUCCCUAUGUACGAAACUCACAGAAGCAUUUGCAAAUAUCCCGGUGAGACAGAAAGCUAUAAGAUGGUAGCCCAUGCUCUUCGUAGGAUCGCGACUAAAGCAUUAGCCGGUGGUCAAACGCUGCAGCGAACAAGCACCAACUCAUCUAGCAGAACCCUUAGUGAAAUCGAAAGAACGUGUUUAAGACUCCUCCGCCCAGAUGGCGACCUCGACGAGGACGACCAAGAGCCGAGACUUGCAAAGCCAAUUCCGGGUACUUGCCAAUGGAUAUACACACACAAAUCCUUCACGUAUUGGCUUGAGAAUGGUAACAAUGCCCUGCUUUGGCUUACAGGGGACCCAGGGUGCGGCAAAACGACCCUGGCUGUCUCUCUUACUCAAUACCUCGAAGAAUGCCGUGGGAGGCAGAUAGCCCACAAUGUCGCUGUCUAUUUUUGUAGCAGCAAACACAACAAACAAACAGACGCAAAAACGGUUCUAAUGGGUCUGAUUUAUCAAAUUCUUAGCCGCCAUCGCUCACUGAUUUCGCAUGUUCGACGAGUAUUUGACAUACAAGGACAGAGCAUGGUGAACUCCUCCUCCUCUCUUUGGAGUAUUUUUACUAGCCUCACGAAAGAUCCGAAAACGAAGCCCCUCUAUGUGAUUCUAGAUGCUCUGGACGAGUGUGAGAGUACUUCAUGUCGUUGGCUUCUCGACUCAAUAUCCGCCUUGCUGGCGGAAUCUUCUGAGACCCAAGUCAAAUUCUUUGUGACAAGCCGGCCGUUUCUUCGUUCACAUUACGUCGGUGCCAUUGGAACUACGGAACCUCAUGUAUCUAUUGAUGAGGCGCAAUCCGGUUAUAUACGAGACCUUGACACAUUCAUCCAACAGAGGAUUGCAGAGAUAUCUCUCAAACGUCAAUAUCCGAGCGAAGUGAAAACUUACCUGCUCGAAGCCAUAAGCGCCAAGGCGGACCAAACAUUCUUAUGGAUUCAUAUUGUUCUUGCAUUAGUAGAGGAGAGCCUACUUACCUCCCUCAAGGAUUUCCGCAACAUCAUAGCCGGUAUCCCCGACAAACUCGCAGAGACAUACAUGAGAUACCUGUCGGUAGUUCCUUCUGACCAUCAAGUCAUUGCGUCCCAUUUGCUGAAACUCUUACUGGCAAGCUCGCGACCUUUGCACCUUGACGAACUCAAUGCUGCUUUGACAAUCAACUCUUCACAUACCACGGUCGAGGACGUAGCCGAGGAAUCCCACACUGCAAUGGCCCAUACAGUCCAGGGCAUCCUAGGUCCUCUUGCAAGGCUCUACGGGUCCAAGGUGUCACUUGUUCACCAGUCACUAAAAGAAUAUCUGCUGGACAAGGGAAACACGUCCGGCAGCUUCUGUGCCACGUAUUCGGUGAAUGAACAAGACUCGGCGUUGCAGAUGGCCUGUGCCUGCAUUCGAUACCUGUGCCUUGAGGACUUUGAUUUUGAUUUCUUCUCUACAAACGACUCAUCCCUUGUCGGUAUGGCCGGUCUUCACGGCGAGCUCCCCACAUUCGGUCUUAGUGACGAUGAUUCUCAGGACGAAACGCACAACCUCCAUUCUGACUUGCUAUUCCGUGACCCAGCCGUGCUAAACCAAGAGGUGUGCCGCAUGCUCGCUAGUACAUAUGGCUUUUACAGCUACGCAUCGCUCCAUUGGACAGAGCAUUUUGCCUUGUGCGAGGAUGUCGCGUCGGAUGACAUCCGAGACGCAGCUCUUCAGCUUUUAGACGCCGAGAACGCGCGCUGCCGCAACUGGUUGCACUUCUACGACGCCCAUUCCGUUGAUUCAAGUACAGAAAGGUUAAUUGGACAACAUCCAGUCGUCUUGGCAGCUUAUUUUGGCUUGCACUCUACCCUCAAGAGUCAACUUGCGAGCUCGAAUGCCCCUCAGGCCACCAAGAACCGGGGUCUUUUCUGGUCAUCGCAGCGCGGACACGAACGCAUUACUUCCACUCUCCUCGCGGUUGGUGCCGAUCCUAAUUCACGAGAACUCGACCAGCAAACAGCACUUACAGUCGCCUCCGAGCACGGCCAUCACGCCACCGUCGUUGCCCUUCUGACAGACAAGCGGACAGACAUCAACGCACCGGGGCGAAAGGGCAGGAGUGCGCUUUCAUUUGCAUGCGGUAACGGUCACGAUAGAAUCAUGAAAGAGCUACUAGCACGGGGUUGUGACGCCAAUCACACUGAUUACUCCAAGACCACUCCAUUCAUAUGGGCCGUCGGAGGCGGCCACCGCACCAUCAUCUCAGCUCUGGCAAAGCAAAAGAAUCGGGUCAACAUCAACCACCAGGAUAAGGAAGGUCGUACGGCCGUUUCGUGGGCCGCAGGAGACGGCAUGGACGACGUCCUACAGCACCUACUCAAGCUACCAGGCAUUGAUGUCAACAUCUUAGACAACAAGGGGAAAUCACCACUCUCCUGGGCCGCUGGCAACGGCUGCGCAAACGCAAUUGCAGUGCUCCUUCGAAAUCCCGGGAUCGACGUCAUGAGUCUUGACAAGGACAACAGAAACGCCAUAUCGUGGGCCUGCCAAGAUGGGCAUCAUGACGCGCUCGUCAGACUCCUAGACAGGAUGAAGUCGGCGGCAGACUCCGAAGACGUAUCUGGCUGGACGCCCCUGGCGUGGGCUAUUCAAAAUGAUGCGCCUAGGACUGUUCGUGCCCUCAUCACCAGCGGCUGCGUCGAUAUUGAGCGGCGUGACCAUGGCGGAAGAACAGCCUUGUAUUGGGCUGUCGAGUAUGGACAUGCCCCUGUUGUGAAGGUCCUUCUGGAGGAGGGAGCCAACCCAGAGGCUAGAAAUAGUUGGGGCGAUACACCAAUAGCAAUGGCCCAACGGUCUGAGCGGGCUGAUUUGCAAGAGUUGCUGAGCGAUUUCCUUUGCAAGGGGAGCGUUUGA
Messenger RNA from Pochonia chlamydosporia 170, 3756 nucleotides. RefSeq names its product ankyrin repeat-containing protein. The coding region runs from base 1 to 3756 and encodes 1251 amino acids. Gene Ontology annotation, molecular function: protein binding. Lineage: Eukaryota; Fungi; Ascomycota; Sordariomycetes; Hypocreales; Clavicipitaceae. The record is from RefSeq and is a predicted model, not a curated record. The transcript has 4 exons.